Molecule: messenger RNA, 3767 nt
Organism: Doryrhamphus excisus (bluestripe pipefish)
Lineage: Eukaryota; Metazoa; Chordata; Actinopteri; Syngnathiformes; Syngnathidae
Product: ATP-dependent 6-phosphofructokinase, platelet type-like
Biological process (GO): canonical glycolysis; fructose 6-phosphate metabolic process; fructose 1,6-bisphosphate metabolic process
Cellular component (GO): cytoplasm; 6-phosphofructokinase complex; membrane
Molecular function (GO): AMP binding; identical protein binding; monosaccharide binding
Source: RefSeq, a predicted model, not a curated record
CCACUGCAGUCGGUACCGUUACUUACUACAGCCCGUUGGUCCAGCAGACCACACGAUACCAGACUCCCCAGGAACCCUUGGAGCUGCAUUUUGCGGGGAAGGGGGUCAGCAGACAUGUCGGCACCGAAGCGUCAGGACACGCGGAAGUUCUUCGAGAACUUGUCCGGUGCCGGGAAGUCCAUCGCUGUGCUCACCAGCGGCGGAGAUGCCCAAGGGAUGAAUGCUGCUGUCCGAGCAGUGGUCCGCAUGGGGAUCUAUGUGGGAGCCAAAGUCUACUUCAUCCACGAGGGCUACCAGGGCAUGGUGGAUGGUGGGGACAACAUCAAGGAGGCCACGUGGGAAAGCGUCUCCAGCAUGUUGCAAGUGGGCGGCACGGUCAUCGGCAGCGCUCGCUGUAAAGCCUUUCGUACCCACGAUGGACGCCUGAAAGCCGCUCACAAUCUGGUGGAGAGAAACAUCACCAACCUGUGUGUGAUUGGAGGGGAUGGGAGUCUGACUGGAGCUAACCUCUUUCGGGAGGAAUGGAGCGGCCUGCUGGAUGAACUCCUGCAGCAAGGUCUCAUCAGUGAGGACGCCAUGCGUGCUAACUCUGUGCUGCACAUUGUGGGCAUGGUGGGAUCCAUCGACAACGACUUCUGCGGCACCGACAUGACCAUCGGUACCGACUCGGCGCUGCACCGCAUCAUCGAGGUGGUGGACGCCAUCAUGACCACUGCUCAAAGCCACCAGAGGACGUUCGUGCUCGAGGUGAUGGGACGCCACUGUGGCUACCUGGCUCUGGUCAGUGCUCUGGCAUGUGGGGCAGACUGGGUGUUCUUUCCAGAAAUGCCUCCUGAAGACGGCUGGGAGGAAAAUAUGUGUCAGAAACUGUCAGAGAACCGUGCUGACAAGAAAAGACUGAACAUCAUCAUCGUAGCUGAAGGCGCUAUUGACUGCCACAACAAGGCCAUCACGCCGGAUUACAUUAAAGACCUGGUGGUGCGCAACCUGGGCUUCGACACCAGGGUGACCAUCCUGGGCCACGUGCAGAGGGGUGGGACACCAUCAGCCUUCGACAGGAUCCUGGCCAGUCGUAUGGGCGUGGAGGCGGUGCUGGCCUUACUAGAGGCUUCUGCUGGCACUCCAGCCUGCGUGGUGUCUCUGGUUGGCAACCAGGCAGUCCGGCUGCCUCUCAUGGAGUGUGUGCAGAUGACGCAGGAAGUGCAGAAGGCCAUGGAUGAGAAGAAUUUUGAGGAGGCGGUGAGGCUGCGUGGCAGGAGCUUUGAGAACAACUUGAUCACCUACAGACUUCUCUCCAACCGUAAAGCUGACUCCGAGAUUCCAAAUAGUUCCUUCAACGUGGCCGUGUUGAAUGUCGGCGCGCCCGCCGCUGGCAUGAACGCCGCUGUGCGCUCGGCCGUCAGGGUGGGAAUAACUGAAGGACACAAAAUGUUUGCAGUGAGUGACGGCUUUGAAGGAUUCUACAAAGGGCAGAUCAAGGAGAUCAAGUGGGGGGACGUCGGAGGCUGGACAGGCCAAGGAGGCUCUCUUCUUGGGACAAAGAGGACUCUCCCUGGAAAACAUUUGGAGCAAAUCGCCGAGCAGAUGAGGAUCCACAACAUCAACGCGCUCCUCGUCAUCGGUGGCUUUGAAGCCUACGUGGGAUUACUGGAACUUUCUGCCGCGCGGGACAAAUUUGAUGAGUUCUGCGUGCCCAUGGUGAUGGUCCCCGCCACGGUGUCCAACAAUAUACCGGGCUCGGACCUCAGCAUCGGCUCGGACACGGCGCUCAAUGCCAUCACGGAUGCGUUGGAGUGCCUGCUGCAGCUGUAUGAGGCUCGGGCAGACUACGAGGAAUUUUGCAUCCCCAUGUGCAUGCUGCCCGCCACCAUUAGUAACAAUGUACCCGCCACCGACCUCAGCAUCGGUGCUGACACCUCCCUCAAUGCCAUCGUGGAGACGUGCGACCGUAUCAAGCAGUCGGCCAGCGGCACCAAGCGGCGGGUCUUCAUCAUUGAGACCAUGGGCGGCUACUGCGGGUACCUGGCCACCGUAGGGGGGCUGGCAGCGGGCGCCGACACCGUCUACAUCUAUGAGGAGCCCUUUGACAUACGUGACCUGCAGGCCAACGUGGAACAUCUGACACAGAAGAUGAAGACGACCAUCCAGAGAGGUUUGGUGCUCAGGAAUGAGAGCUGCAAUGAGAACUUCACCACUGACUUCAUCUACCAGCUGUACUCUGAAGAAGGACGAGGAAUUUUUGACUGCAGGAAGAACAUUCUAGGCCACAUGCAACAGGGCGGAGCUCCGUCUCCCUUCGACAGAAACUUCGGGACCAAAGUAGCAGCAAAGGCUGUCCAGUGGAUCACGAAGACCCUGAAGGACUCAUACAAAGCAGGACGAGUGUUUGCCAACUCUGAGGAGAGCGCCUGUCUUCUGGGGAUGAGACGCCGGGCGCUCGUCUUUCAGCCUGUGUCCAAGAUACGAGACGAGACAGACUUUGAACACAGGAUUCCUAAGGAGCAGUGGUGGCUGAAGCUCCGUCCCCUGAUGAAGAUCCUGGCCAAGUACAAAACGAGCUACGACGUGUCCGACUCAGGUCAGCUGGAACAUGUUAGCCGCUUCCGGGCCAAGGACGGGGAUGCCUCCUCGGCCAUCUGACCUGGCCCCACCUCUAUGUUCUCGUCUGAUUGGCUGCUGAGGAGGUCUUUUAACGUCACUAAAGUCAUAGCUGCUGUCACUUUAAGAAAGUAACUUAUUAUUCUCAUAAAUUCUAAUAUAUAUGAUCUCAAUAUGCACUCCUAAUGAUGUACUGUAUUUGAGUUUUAGCACUAAAAUGUAGCUUGUAUUUGGUUUGGAUAAUGUGUAAGAGUUGUUUUGUGUGAUCUUUGGGUGUACAACAGGACGUUGUGUCCAUUUUUUGUCUUUGUCAGUGGACGUUGUUAGUUUGGCAGUGCCUCCAAGUGUCUCCAGCAUCUAACUGUGUAAAGGUGUGUGCGCAGUAUUAAAGCUUUGAUUGUGCUCAUGAGAUUAUCUUUGUACUCAUAAUCAUAAGCAUCAUCAGCUUUAACUUGGGAUCCCCGUCUGAACCAAAUUAUAAUAGGCGGCGCCAUCGUGCAACGUUUUGUAGCCCUCCAAAAUCUUAUUCAUCGUUGACCGCUAGAUGGCAGCAGAGUACAAUUUCAGUUGGGUAGCUUCCAACCAUCAAUGAUGUGGAUUGUACUUGAGUGUGGAUUUCACCAUUUGUGGACUAAACCAACACAACGUGCCAAGUUAACUAGUAUAGCCUCAUUUAGGGACCUUUACUAGAGUAAACAUUUGCAUCUAUAUUUAAGUUACUGCAGCUUGUAUCACUUAUCACUUGACAAGCUAACUCAAAUUGUACUUGUGAGAAGUGAUAAUCUAAAGACAUUGUGAAAAAAUACCCAAAAGUUAUCAAGGAUUUACACAUCUCAUGAGCUUGAAUAUAAAAGUGCUGCCCUCGUAAGCACAACACAGUUGAGUUGUGCUGGCACUUAACAUAUUCCAAUAUGAGCAUGGAUAUCUCUCCGGGACGCACGGUGCCCUAGUGGUUAGCAUGCUGGCCGCACAGGCAGGGGAUCGGGAAGAUCUGGAUUGGAAUAGCUUUCUGACCAUGUUCGCCAAAACACUCCUAAAAAUCCAAUGAGCAGAACACAGUGGUAACCAUUCCAUACAAAUGUUUUAUUCUCAAAAUAAACUCUUCUAUCAAAGUGACAAUUAUACAUAUUUACAUCAUCUGUGUGUGCAGCAAUAAUAAUAUAAAUACC